Molecule: messenger RNA, 618 nt
Organism: Ornithodoros turicata
Lineage: Eukaryota; Metazoa; Arthropoda; Arachnida; Ixodida; Argasidae
Exons: 1
Coding region: 1-618 (205 amino acids)
Molecular function (GO): nucleic acid binding
Source: RefSeq, a predicted model, not a curated record
AUGGGCUACAGUUCGCCAAUACUGAUUUCAAAUCCUUCUUGGAGCUACGUGGAAUCCAUCUCAUUCUCACACCACCCUAUCACGCCAACGGACAAGUUCAACGGACAAGCUGAAAACUUCGUAAGGUCCCUGAAGCAAGCCUUACGUCGUGCUCAAGCUGGGAAGGAGGAGGACCCUGUUGGAACGUUUCUCGCGAAAUACAGAGCUACCCCCCUUGUGUCGACCGGCAAGUCACCCUGCGAGCUGCUAAACAAGAGACUCUUCAGGAUGACUCUAGACCUGGUCCGACCAUUCCGGCGCCAAAGUGGCGACGUCGUCAUGCCACUCACACAGAACAAGUCUACCAGGAAUUUCCAAGCCAUGGAAAAGGUCUCGGUAAAGGGUCCGACCCAAAAACAUCACUGGAUCAUGGGCGUCGUCUUGGAACGCAUAGGCAAUGGUAUAUACGAGGUGGACGUGGAAGGUAAGAAGCGCCGUCGUGUUCACGCCGAUCACUUGAAGAGAAGAAUCUAUUCGGACGAUGUGCCAAAUGCUGAUGUCGAGAGCUUCAACCCGUUCUCCAACUGGUCGACUAGAUCUCCCAGUGGGUCUUGCCUUCAGCUUUCGGCGCCACUGUGA